This is a messenger RNA of Oikopleura dioica, 792 nucleotides long. The record is from the annotation of a GenBank genome assembly. NCBI's taxonomy places the organism in Eukaryota, Metazoa, Chordata, Appendicularia, Copelata, Oikopleuridae.
AUGAACAACUGGAAUCAGAAAAUGGAUUGCGAAAUUGAGCAAGAAUCGUAUGAUCUUAGCUGUGGGCAGAAAUUUGCAUUGUGGAUUUGCUGCAGAAAAAGGGAAGAAGACAUUUUCGAUCAAGGCGCAGUGAAAAACGAUUCCGCGAAGAACCAUGUGAUCGACACUCAACUUCCUGGCUACCUGAACCGAUUCGACUACCAGAAAAACGAUUCCGACGGGUCGCACUCAGAUUCUGAUUCGCUUCGUAAAAACGGCAAAUCCAUUAGCUCCGACGGAAUGGACGAUUCUGGAAUGGGGUCUGCUUCUGACUCCGGCCGGCGAACUGGAAAUUCUGACUCGGAACCAGACACUUCUCUUUCUGAAAAGCCGAAGAAAAAGAAGAUAAAUGAGCGAUCCGUUGAUACAGAAAAUAAUGGAGAAGGGCUCACAUACGAGCAGAUUCAGCAAAAUACGCAAAUGAAGAGGCCAAAGAGAAAUGGAUCCACGCUUUCGAGGUUUUCUCAUAUCUUCAAAAAUGAUGGCAAGAAACUUUCGGACACUUUGACCGAAGAAUUCAGACUCAAUGAUCGGUUCAGCGGUCUUUCGAUGGAUCGAAUCUGGGGUGGUUUUCUCCAGCAACUUCGCGAAGAGGAGCAAAGCGCAAAGACUCCAUCAAAGCAGCGCAGCAGCAACGCCAGCGAAGACGAAGACGCCGCCAGAGGAAGCAAGUCCAGCGAGUCGACAGCUGGCAAAAAGAACUGCCAGCUGAUUGGCAAAAUGUCCUGUCAAUCUAAAGAUCCUUUUCCAUGA